AUGAAUAAAUCUCAAAAAAGCAGUGAUAUUUCAAGUGAUUUUGAUGAACAUAACGUUUUUUCAGAUGAAGAAUAUGAAAUUUCUCCUCAAAAGAAAAGAUCUGUUAGAAGUGCAACAAAGCAAAAUAAAAAUAACUCUACAAGAAUUACAAGACACUCUUCUCAAAAUAAAGAAAAAAAUGAUGAAAAACAUGAAUCAGAGGCUCAAGAUAAAGAAGAAACAAAAAAGACAUCAACUAGAUAUUCUAGGCAUGAAAGCAUGCAGAAUUCUCUCUUUAUUGAAAAAUGGGCCGAUAUAAAUGGUGUUAAUAAAGCAUUAUUUGAAACUAUUGAUGAAGUGAAUGAAAAAAGUGAGUGGCCAUUAAGUUAUUUAGAAGAGGAAGUAUAUGAUGUGGAUCUCUCAGAAUUGGAUAUUUUUUUAAAAGCAAUUCCGUCUUUAAAAGUAUAUAUAGGUGCACAUGAGCCCUCAAAAUUGCAUAAUUUUGAGCCAUUUUCCUUUUAUUCUUUAAGCAAAACAUAUCCAUUGAAAACGGGAUAUAUUAUUCAUACAGGUUUUCCUAUAUGGGGAUUAGAUUGGUGUCCUGGAUGUUUAAAAGGAAAACAAUAUUUAGCAAUCUCAGGGCAUCCUGACUAUGAGACACAUUCAAUACUUUUGUCUACAUCAAAACCUAAAAAUUCUGUUAUUCAAAUCUGGUCAUUUAUUCCUGGACCUAAUGAUAAAUUAACCAAUCAACCUCUACUAGAAAUAUUCAUUUUUCAUUUUUUUGGUUCUGUUUGGGAUCUUAAAUGGUGUCCUUUAAUAUCAAAAAUAGACGGAAAACUCGGUUUUUUGGCAUCUAUAUUUAGUGAUGGCUGUGCAAGAAUAUUUUCAAUUCCUCUUCCAAAUAAAAUUGAUAAAACUCUAUAUAUGAAACUUGAAAAAGUUAAAUUAUCUCUAAAAAUUUACAAUACUAAAUGUACAUGUCUAUGUUGGAUAUCUCCAAAUAGGAUUGCUGUAGGCGCUUCUAAUGGUCAAAUAUGUAUUUUUGAUCUUGAAAAAAAAAAUCCAAAUAUUCCAAUUACAUCAUUCUUUUGUCAUAGUGCAUAUAUAAGAAAUAUUAUAUCAUGUUCACCUUCCUAUCCGGAUUUAUUAAUUAGUUCAGCAUAUGAUUGUACUGUAAAAAUAACUGAUAUUAGGGAUCCUUUAGGUGAUAUGGCAUUUAUACAGAGACAAAGAGCUAUGAAUUUUAUUGUUCAAUGGUGGGAUAAACUUUCAUGCAUUAUUCUUAGUGACAAUAUAUGUGGUUUACGUUUUACUUUUUUUGAUACUUUACAAUCUUCUAAUCAUAUAAUUUCUCUUGAUGGAACAGUUUGGGCAGCAGCAAUAAGUCCAGUACAUCCAUUUAUAGCGGUCGUUGGAGCAGAUGGAACAACUACAAUAGUUAAUUUCAUUAAAAAAACAUUUUCAAAAUUACGUCAGCCUCUUUCUAUUCGUAAAAUAUAUCAAUUAAGUAUUAAUUAUGAAGAUAUGAGUUAUCUUUUAGUUGAAAAUUUUAAACCAGAGAAAUAUCAAAAAGUUAAAUCUAGUCCUGUAAUAUUUCCUCCAGAGAUUGGAAUUACAGUUGUAUCAUGGAACCCAACUGAAAAGUAUGGUGGUUGGUUAGCAAGCGGUUCUGCAUCAGGAAUUCUUAGAGUUGAAGAUCUUUCAUUUUGA
Messenger RNA from Pneumocystis jirovecii RU7, 1692 nucleotides. RefSeq names its product transcription factor TFIIIC subunit TFC6. Gene Ontology annotation, cellular component: transcription factor TFIIIC complex. Gene Ontology annotation, molecular function: protein binding. The record is from RefSeq and is a predicted model, not a curated record. Bases 1 to 1692 code for a protein of 563 amino acids. The transcript has 11 exons. NCBI's taxonomy places the organism in Eukaryota, Fungi, Ascomycota, Pneumocystomycetes, Pneumocystales, Pneumocystaceae. Gene Ontology annotation, biological process: transcription by RNA polymerase III.